AUGCACGAUCAACAAUCCCAUGCAGUUAAUCGAAAUCGAGGACAUCGACGGCAUUCACGGCAAUCAAAUAUCUCCAAUGAGGAUAUCGCACGCCCAAAUGACGAUCAUAAUGAUCAACCAAAACGACCCUUACAUCGCUCCAAGGUAACAGUGGUCGGAGAUUCAAUGUUGAAAUAUCUAAAUCCAACUAAGCUUCGCCAAAAUCUAAGGAAAAGUGUGCUUGUCAGGACCUUUCCAGGAGCCAAAGUUACAGAUAUGAAGCACUAUGUUCAACCUACGCUAGCGACAUUUCCCGAGGCUUUGGUGCUACAUGUUGGCACAAAUUACCUUAGCCAGAAGACUACACAAAACGUACUUGAAGAACUAACCAGUCUGGGGCAAGCAAUUUCUGUGGAUUCGCCUGAAACAAAGUUAGUGAUCUCUGCAAUUAUAACCAGAGCUGAUAACCCAAAUUUAGCCACUAAAGUGAGUGAAAUAAAUGCUAAAUUAUCACAGGUGUGUAUUACUAAUAACUGGGGUUUUAUUUCCCAUGAGAAUAUUGAUGGAACUCAUUUGAACACGUCUGGAGUCCAUUUAAAUAGACAAGAAAACUGCCAUUAUGGCUCAAAACAUUAGAAAUUUUUUUAAGCAUUCCAAUAAACUUUUUACUUCAAGUUUAAUUACCGAUAUCAGCAACGAUUCUAUUAACGAACGGAUAUUUGAUGCUAGCUCUCCUUUACCAAAAUUACGGGGCUUUAAAAUUGCCCACCUAAAUAUUACUAGUUUAACGAAACAUUUCGACGAGCUUUUAAUUUACAUGCAAGAUAAACCUUUUGACAUUUUGACAUUAAACGAAACGCGGCUUGAUAAUAAUAUAUCAGACUCUGAAGUUAAGAUCUCUGGAUAUGAUAUUAUACGCCGUGAUAGAAAUAGAAAUGGCGGUGGCGUAGCAAUGUAUAUUCGAAGUAACAUAUCAUUAAUAAUAUAUAAUCGUAACGACUUGGUACCUGAAGUACUCGAACAAAUCUGUGUGGAAAUACUGAGUAAGCCUAAAAGUAAACCGUUUUUUGUUUCCUCAUGGUAUAGACCGCCCAAUUCGAAAAUUGAAAUGUUUCGUUCUUUUGAAGAAUUCCUUAAGCAAGCAGAGAUUGAAAACAAACAACUCAUUGUCACAGGGGAUUUAAACUGUAAUCUCUUAGAACAAGAAAGAAGUGCAUGUACGGCUAAAUUGCUAGAUAUAUUUUAUGUCUAUCUUUUGAAGCAGCACAUUCAAAGUCCUACUAGAGCAACUGCUAGGUCGCAAUCAUUAAUUGACGUAAUUAUUACUUCUAUUGAUGAUAACAAGAUAACAGAUUCUGGUGUAGUAGAACUAGGUAUUAGUGACCAUCAUUUAGUUUACAUGUGCCGCAAAGUCAGUAUCCCGAAAGAAACGCCGAAAAUUAUAUUCAGUACGCAGUUUAAAAAUUUUAAUGUUAAUCAAUUUAAGAAAGAUCUAAGAAAUAAUAUUAACACGAAUAUUAUAAUGGAUGAUCCGAACAUCUUGUGGCAUGAUUGGAAAACAAAGUCCUUAACUAUUGCACAAAAACAUGCGCCAAUGCGACAACGCCGGGUUAAAUGUGAUUAUAAACCAUGGCUUACAAACCAAAUUAAGAAAUUAUCCUACCAUAGAGAUUUCCUUAAAAAACAAGCUGUUAAAUUUAGAUCUGCAGCAUAUGAUGCUGCUUAUAAAAGGCAUAAGAAUUAUGUUAACAAACUAAUAAAAACCACUAAGGAAGACUACUUUAAAACGAAGCUUGGUAAUGCAAAAAACAGUUAUGACAGUUGGCAGGCAAUUAACAGUUUGCUAAAUAAAAGAUCUAAGACUACAGAAAUUCCUGAGUUACAAAUUGAAAAUCGAUCUGUCAAAGGAGAUGAAAAUAUUGCUUCUUGCUUCAAUGAUUAUUUUUCUACAAUAGGAUCAAAACUUGCUAGUAAUGUGACCGGUAUAGAUUCCGAUCCAUUGCGCUUCGUACCACCUGUUGCGAAUACAUUUUACUUUCAAAAUAUUAGUGCUCUAGAAUUGACGAAAACAAUAGCUCAAAUUUAGAUAAAAAAAAGUCACCUGGGAUUGACGGUAUAAGUGCCAAGCUAUUGAAAGACGCCGGAGAUACAAUAAAUGAGUCAUUGGUUAGCAUUUUCAACUUAUCAUUGCAAUCUGGAAUAUUUCCUGACGACUAGAAAUUAGAUAGGGUAACGCCAAUUUAUAAGGAUGGCUCGAAAACAGAAUGUGGCAAUUAUCGACCAAUUUCUGUAAUAUCUAUUGUUGCCAAAAUAUUCGAAAAACUAGUAUGUAGUCAAUUAAGAUCCUUUAUGAAGGAAAAUAACAUCAUUAUAGACGAUCAGUCUGGGUUCCGUCAGUAUCACUCUACUGAAACGACACUAUUAGAUUCAACAAAUGAAUGGCUUGGCAACAUGGAUAAAGGUCUAAUUAACGGGGUAUUGUUCCUGGAUCUAAAAAAGGCAUUCGAUACGGUUAAUCACAAAAUAUUACUUUCUAAUUUAGAGAUGUAUGGAAUAAGAGGGCACAGUUUAGAUUGGUUCAGAUCUUAUUUUAUGAAUAGAAAACAGGUCUGUGCAAUUAAUGGUAAACUUUCUGAUGAGAAAGAAAUUCACUGCGGGGUCCCACAGGGAUCGAAUCUUGGCCCCUUCUUGUUCCUUUUGUACAUUAAUGAUUUGCCUAAUUGCCUUGAAACAACUAAGGCCAGAUUAUUUGCUGACGAUACAACUCUUUCAGCAACAGGAUCAACCGUAGACGAAAUUGAAACAAAACUAAAUCAUGACCUUGUAAAUGUGGAUCAAUGGCUCGUUGCAAACAAACUAACCUUAAAUGAGGGCAAGACGGAAUUUAUAAUAAUAGGCUCAAGGCAACGAGUGCCAUCUUUCGAACAUGGUCCCUUAAUUAAACUUGGUGACAAAGUAAUUAAGCGUGUACCACAUAAAAAGACACUUGGUGUUAUCUUAGAUGAACAACUUAAGUGGGACAAACAUAACGAGGAACAAAGUAAAACAAUUCGUUGUGUUCCCAGACAUGUUCUGGAGAAAAUGUAUAACGCUUUUAUAAUUCCUAAUAGACACUUCCCGAAUUUGCUUGAGUGCACACGAAACAAUAGCUUGGAAUCGAGGCGGACAAUGUAAUCCAUUGGAAAACUAUACUUAUUUCCAAUGGAUUACAUUGUCCGCCUCGAUUCCAAGCUAUUGUUUCGUGUGCACUCAAGCAAAUUCGGGAAGUGUCUAUUUUUACUAUUGUUCGACUGUGUGGCAUGACGGAAGUAAAAACAAAUUAACUAAAAUGUCUAAACUUCAAAAGAAAGCGGCACGCGUAAUUACCGGUGAUUCCUAUGAUAUUCGAUCUAACGAAGUAUUUCAAAAACUUAACUGGUUACCAAUGAGCACAUAUUUACAAACUCGAGAGAACAUAGCUACUUUCAAGGCAUUAAUCGGAAAUUCGCCUCCAUAUCUUACUAAAUUAUUUAAUCGUUGCUCGAAUGAAACAUAUAAUUUGAGAAGUAAUUUUGACCAACUGUCAUUUUUUCCUAUAGAGCGGCAAAAUCGUGGAACAACCUUCCCUUAACUUUAACGCAAAACAUCGGUAAUAAAACAGCGAAUGUAUUAAAGACAUUGCUCAUCAAUCACUAUGGUAACGACUAUAGUGAUUGACGAGUACCCCGUGUACGUGUACUUUAUAUGCCGUAAUAAUUAAGUAUUAUUGUACUAGUAAAGAUAAUUCGUAUACCUUGUUGUAUUAGUGACUGAGUAGUGUGAAGCUGAUGAGUAGUUAGGCUUCAUAAUUAUUAUUGUAAAUUUUUAUUGUGUACACGGCCCAUUGAAAACCAGCGAAUGCUGAAUGGCUACCGUGUUUAAAUAAUUUUAAUAAAACAAUAAACAAUAAAAGGUUGUUUUUGUUUAAAAAGGCAUAUGCUUGGUCAAAGACAACUUUUUCAAAAAAUUUUUAAACUACUGGACGGACUGAAAUAGGCCUAUAAUUAUUCAAAUCUAGUUUUGAAUCAUGUUCAUAAAUUGCUGAUACCCUGGCACACUUCCAGUCAGCGGGAAUAAUUCCCUUGCGAAUUACUAGAUUAAUAAUUAAGUAAAUGAAACCACAGUAGUGAAAUUAAUUAAUUUUAACUAGAAAAUACAUGCAUGCAGAAACCCUCGCCUUGCUGACAAAACCAUUGUAUUUUCCGAACAUGAAGUAUCUAAGUUGUCAUGGUAACACGAUAUUUUUUUAAGAAUAUUCUUGCAAAUGAAAAAUCGCCUAUAAAUAUCACUUUUAUUCACAAAAUUAUUAAUUUCCCAACAUAUAUCUGUUAGGUAUGUUAUUGUACGUAAUAUAAGCCUCGAUUUAAGGUAAAAUUCAAUCACAAACGCUUCACAAAGCGUUUUAAAGUCAUUCGAGUGUUCUUUAAUAUAAAACUAAACUGCCUUUUAAAAUGGCUUUAUCGAUAAACUUUGAGUUUGCAAUAUAAUGAUCUAACAUUCUCGCUUGCAAAUACCUUUGCUUUCUUAUUUAUUAAAAAAAAUCAAUAUAAUAAAAAAGGGAAUCAAUACUAAAGAUACACUGAAAUUAUACGCUGUCUUGUUUAGUUGUUUCAUAUACGCAAAGGCCGUCGGGUUUUAAAUCCAUUAUAAAAUCAAUAUUUAAAACAAACUUACCUUCGUUAACGUCGGCUCCCUUCUUUUCGCCGAUUCUUUCGCAGUUCCAUUCUCAGAGAGUUUUUGAAAUUUACAAAAUCUUGUAAAAAUGCGAGCAAAAAUGAAAUAUAUUUGCAAGAAAUUUAUCAAUCAUCAAAUCAACUCAAGAAAUGUUUGCUAUUUCGCUGUCGUCAUGCAGUCGUUAUAAUGCUAACUUUAAAUUGGACCAAUCAGUGUCCGCUAUUCGUGACAGUCCUCCAUAUUUUUGAGAUCAGUGAGGAUGACCACCCACCCAACACUGUUGGUGACCCACGCCCGCGAUAUUUGAUGAACUUUAGACUCCGCUAAUGCUUUCGUUUCCCCGUGUAUAAAUAGCCGGGGGGAAUUAGUACCCUCGCACGGCGCUUCGCGCCGUCGGCUCGGGGAUAAACGAACAGGAAUGUUAUCAAGACCGCUAGCCUUAGAAGUCGAUAAUUUAUAAAUUGGUCCAUCUAUUUGAGAUGGAGUAGCUUUAUGUAAUUUAAAAACUUUAUUACAUUGUGGAAUGUUAUAAGAGGCCGCACCAGUUGUUGGAAUUUGCGCUGCUAAUUUAGGUCCGAUUUCAGUGAAAUACUUAUUAAAAACAUUGCUAAUAGUUACUGGGUCAGUAAUUUCGAUUUCAUCUUGCAGGAUUUUUGGUAUAGUAGUCGAAUUUUUAGAUUUAGAAAGAAGACUGUUGAUACCAUUCCAAGUUUCUUUAGUUCGACCUACGUUGAGUUGAAACAAAGAAUUAUAAUAUUGUUUUUUUACUAUCUCUAAUAUUAUAGUUAACUAGAUUUUUAGCUGUUUUAAAAUUGACCCAAUCAUUUUCAUCAUUAGUAUAGACUGCUUUACGCUUUAAUCGAUCUCGUUCCCAUAUUAAUUUCUUGAUUUCUACAGAGAGCCAUGGGGCACAAUUUUUCCUUAUUCUUCUUUGUUUGACUGGAGCAUGCUUAUCAGCAACAUCAAUAAAUAGUUUUUUCCAAAUUUGCAAGCAUUUAUAGGAUCAUCUAAGGAAUAUAUGUAAUGCCAAGAAAUAGCAUCAAUGUCAUGCUUGAAUGAAGUUUCAUCAAAAUUUUUAUAACUGCGGGAUUCGAUAGUUAUAGGCUUAGAUUUAACACUAUAGAGUGUUUUCUGAUUGCAUAAAUUAAGUUAUGGUCGCUGAUACCUAGAACGUACUAUAACGCCCGCAGAAGUAAAGUUGUUCGGUUCAUUAGUAAGAAAGAGAUCGAUUAACGUGAAUGAGCUAUUUGUAACUCUAGUUGACUCCUUAAUAAGUUGAGUAUAUUGAUAUGACUCACUUAGUUCAAGUAAAUGUUUAGUAUUAUUAUCUGCAAUAGAUGCACUCAUGUUACAAUUUAAAUCACCAAUGAUAUUAUUUUCAAUACCAAGGAACUCGAUUUUAUCUAAAAUUACCUGAAGUUUGUCAAAGAGAUCCUUGCAAGAAUUAGGAGGUCUGUACCAGGUUGAUAUUAGAAAUGGUAUAACUUUAGGGUUACUGACCUCAACGCACAGAAACGCAAGGGCUUCAUCAUAAAGAUCAUUUCUGAGAUUAAAAUUAGUUGAAUUUCGGAUAUAUACAUAACUACACCGCCUCCGUGUCGUGUUCGAUCGUUUCUAACUAAAGUAUAUUUAUCAAUUGAUAUUUCAGAAUUACUAACAGUUUAAUCAAGACGAGUUUCGUUUAAGACCAGUAUAUCUAAAUAUUAUAAUUCCCUGUGCUAUUUGAUCUGGCGAGGCACUUUUAUUUAGAUCGUUUGUUCCAACAUGGAGAAUUAUUAAUCUUUAAAUUUUUCCCUAUGUCGCGUAUACAAAUAUGAGUAAUCUAAUUUGACUGCAAUAAAACUAAAAAUUGCCAUAUUUUCUCUGCUUUACUUUUUGUUGGAAACUCUUUUUCGCUCUUGCUGAGAAUCAUUUUGGUCAAUGUAUUAUUUCAUUAGCUAGAAGAUAAAGCGUUUAGAGAGUCUGACUUUCUGCAAAAUCGGUCGGACAAUAUUUUUGUAUUGAUUUCCCGUACGAUCGCGAGCGUGCAACUAUAUUUUUUUAAAUCAAGCUUCAUAAACACGUUAUCGUCGAGGUUUUGAUAUAAAACAUUGACCUAAACAAUUUGCAACAAGAGCAAAAAGAGUUUUCCAACAAAAACUUAAAAGCAGAGAAAAUAUAAUGGUAAUUUUUACGAGUACAAAUUAUUGUUAAUGGACGAUACUCAAUGCGCUAGACCUAAAAAUUAUAGAUUUAAAAUGUCUAUGUUAAGCCAACUCGAAAGCUAGUAUUGUCUCAACAAAGGAAGACUCUAUCACAGACUUUCAUUAUUUGCUUGCCAAACCCGUAGGCUACUGCACCCAGUAUCGUUUAUUAAUUAUUGUCCAAACCACUAUGUUUGACCUAUUCAUAACUAUAACAAUGAAACUAUAGUUAAACAUGGGCAGAUAUCCGAGUUAGCUUUAUCUGCCUAUAUCAUUCUUACUUGGAUUGCGAGCUGUAAAGACUGAUUUAAAGAGUCAGCGAUUUCCAUAGCAUUUUUCGGGUUUUUGUGGAUUGGUGAAAUGACUUGCUCCGGUCCUUAUAAUUCUUCAACAAACCUUUGCCGAUCAGAUGUAAGUUUUCAUAACAAAAAACGUGGGGAUAACGAGGUUUUUCUGCAACUACGAAUUAAAGCGUCAAAAACCGAUCCGUUUCGAGCCUCAGCCACAAUAACCAUUGGCAGCAAUUCUGGUAUAUAUUGUCCAGUAAGGGCCCUUCAAACCUACCUUUCACGUGCGCCAACGGACUAUGCGGGACCAUUGUUUUGCUACUCAAACGGUGUUCCUUUAUCACGUAGUCAAUUUACUAAGGAACUACGAACACUUUUGGCCCAAGGUGGUCAUCACCCUGCUCACUAUGCAGGCCACAGCUUUAGAAUCGGAGCGGCUACCACAGCUGCGUCCCAAGGUUUGCCUCAUUGGCUUAUUCAAACGCUAGGAAGACCGUCUUCCGAUUGUUACCUCAGAUAUAUUCGCACGCCAAUCAAUGUCCUUACAGACGUUUCAAAACGAUUGAUUGCAGAGUGAGAUAAACACUCGAUCGUUGUUUGUCGGUCUAUGGGGAUCACACACACUAUCGUUGUGUGAUUGUGGAAGCAAUUGCUCUAGUAUGAGGUCGCAAUUUUACCAUAGACCUCACGUUUUCUUUACGGAAUUUGGCAACCUGGCAUACAGCCAAUUCCCAUUUACAAAAAUCACUCUAUUUCUGCAUAUGAGUAUAUGUGCUGAGCCAGAUCAGUGUUCUAAGAAAUAUUUCCCUGAUCAUUUUUUCCCAGGGCCCAGCUUUGACUUUCUUAUUGACUUUGACUUUAUUAAAAACGGUACUAUUUCACCAAGAUAUUUACAAAAAUUAAGACGGGUGAUCUUCCAAUAGGCCGUAUAUAGCUAUACUAAUUACACAUAUACUACAGUAUCUAAUAAUAAUAACUAAAUUACACACAAAUUACACACUUACAGUUAGACUAUUUUUAAAUGUAGAGAUACUUGUUUUAGCUUUUAUGUCAGCAGACAGAUUAUUCCAAGUCUCAGCUCCUCGAUAGGCGAAAGACUUUUUCAUAAAAUUAGUUUUAGGUUUAGGUAAUGCAAAAUUGAAUUCGCUCUGUCUUGUAUUGUAACUAUGUAUUUCAUUUGAGGUGAUGAAAAGUUCCGUUAAGCAAUUUGGUAACAUGUUAUGUUUGGCUUUGAAUAUUAGGACGGCUAAAUGAUGAUUUCUUCUAGUCACGAGAUUUGGAAAACCGACCUUGUUCAAAACAUCGAUUGUACGUGUAUCAUAGUUUUCACGAGUUAUUAUUCGAAAUGCUCUAUUUUGAAGCUUCUGGAGUUUAUCAGAUAGUACUUUACCCAGACAACCCCAAAUCUGUGAGGAAUAGUCGAAAUGUGGUUGAAUUAUUGAUAAAUAAAUUUUGAUCAGUGUUUGGUAAUCUAGAAUGUCUCUCAAUCUUUUAAGGAUACUGAGACCUAAAUUAACCUUUUUUGUAAUUUGAUCAACUUGAGCAUUCCAUGAGAGUGUUUCGUCAAUCAUUAAGCCGAGUGAUUUGGUCGUUUUGACUCUAUUAAUUUCUCUGUCUUUUAUGAAUAUAUUAGGCGUUAUGUUAAUAUGAUUGACUCUUCUAUUACUACCUAUUAUCAUGUAUUCUGUCUUCGUUUUGUUUAAAGUUAGUUUAUUUGCUGACAACCAAACUGAAACGUUUUCUAGAUCUUGAUUAAGUUCCUCAGCAAUUGUAUUAACAUCAUAACCUGCCGUUUCAAUUUGGGUAUCGUCGGCAAACAUAUUGACUUUAGUGUGUUCCAGACAAUUAG
Molecule: messenger RNA, 8990 nt
Organism: Paramuricea clavata
Lineage: Eukaryota; Metazoa; Cnidaria; Anthozoa; Malacalcyonacea; Plexauridae
Source: the annotation of a GenBank genome assembly